CUGAUACUUUACAGCUAACAUCCACAUCAGAGACUAAUACCCGUUUCGAUGUCCUUGAACAGUCGGUAGUCUAGUUGCAGUGUGAUAUCGGCGUUGCAUCUGUGUCUUUGAGAAAGAGGCGGACACAUCUUGCAUGUGCUGCCUAGACGCUAGCCUUCUACAGCCGCCCAUCUACCUAGGUUCCCAAAUAUACAUAUUCCUCCACGACCGCCCGGAAACAUCAUACGAAAAGGAGUAAGAGACUAUGGCGGCUGUAGAAGUUUGCAACGAAAUGGCGUCGUCCAGGUCCACAACACUACCAUCACCCCAUCAAAUCCCACCAGCUCCAGCAAUGUCGACCAAUCCAGCAAGAUCGAACCAGACAAGCCAGACAACUUUAACCCCACCCCAACUCGAAGCGCGGACCAUACUCACACAUCUCCUAACGCGGCUCUCCCAGCCAAAAGAUGACGAUACCGCCACGAACCCACGUUACGACGAGUACUCCGCAUGGAUCAAUCAGCAUAGCAUCCCCACCCUGACCACCUCUCUCUACUCCAUGAUCCGGCCCCAACUCUGGACUUUGCUUUCGUCCCGACUAUCUCUCGAUGCCCUGAAACAUGUUGGCGGCGACUUGCGGCUUGAGACUCGAGGUGCUAUUUACUUCAACGGCAUCCUUGGCGUUGACAAGCGUCUGCGCAUGUACGUGGGACAGAGUGGCAAUCUGAGGCAGAGAGUGGCUCAGCACUUGAACUUUAGAUAUCGUAGAGAUCAUUUUAGCUUGCAUUACUAUGCGCUUGAGUGGAGUGUGUAUAAUGUAUUUGGGGUGUGUGCUGUUUUUCCUCCUGCUCCUUCUUCUUCUUUUUCUUCUUCUUCGUCUUUGGUGGUGGGCAUGGAGAGGUCCGAUUUGGUGAUGAAUGUGCUGGAGAUGUGGAUGUGUCUUGUUUUUAGGUCGUUGCCCUCUGAUACACUGCAGGAAUGGCUGCCAGAUGACGAGCUCGUUGAUAAAGGGAGAAAGACGGCAAAGGAGGGGGUGGUAGGGGGCUUGAACGUUGCUACUCCGCUUGAUCAGGGUGUUGAAGUCAAGGAUAUGCCGUUUGUGGAUCUGAGUGGAGAAUUGGAUCCUGUUAUACGGGACUAUCUUAGGGAAGUGAAGAGGAGGAAAGGCGACGUGCAACAAGUGGAGAAUGUGAAGAUCACAGAUGGGGCGGUGGAGGUGGACGAAGAAGAGAGGGCGCUGAGGAAGAAGAUGUAUGCGGAGAAGGCUAGGAGGUACAGUAAGAGGAGAGAAACUGAUAUUGUUAUUCCGCAGUGGGUGUUCCUUGGUGCUGUGGCAGUGGGUGUUGGAGUUUCAUUGUUCAGGAGUAGUGGAGGGCCGGGGAGUAGCGCGCGGUGGAGGUAGGGACUCUGAUUUUGCUACGAAAGUCGAAUGAAGCUGAUCUUAUCACUCGUGUUGUACUGUAUAGUAUAGGGUUGUAGCUAAGAUUGAGUGUUCAACACACUAUCUGGUACAAUCGAAGGCCAGCAAAAUCUUGUUCAAAACUGUUCUAGCUGCAUUGUAGGCGAUGAUAGAAACGGUCACGAUGUGGACUGCUGUUUCUAGAGUCGGGCAGUCACUCUCUUUCGAAGGUAUCUGUGCGUAGGUAUGAUGGAUGUAUUACCGAACUUGAAA
This is a messenger RNA of Alternaria alternata, 1651 nucleotides long. RefSeq lists its product as hypothetical. The transcript has a single exon. NCBI's taxonomy places the organism in Eukaryota, Fungi, Ascomycota, Dothideomycetes, Pleosporales, Pleosporaceae. The record is from RefSeq and is a predicted model, not a curated record. Bases 272 to 1381 code for a protein of 369 amino acids.